Colletotrichum godetiae is the source of this 3153-nucleotide messenger RNA. RefSeq names its product ankyrin repeat protein. NCBI's taxonomy places the organism in Eukaryota, Fungi, Ascomycota, Sordariomycetes, Glomerellales, Glomerellaceae. The record is from RefSeq and is a predicted model, not a curated record. Gene Ontology annotation, molecular function: protein binding. Bases 385 to 2718 code for a protein of 777 amino acids. The transcript is spliced from 4 exons.
GCCAUAGAGACCCACUAAACCUCUCCCUCCACCUUGGAGACUGAUCUGUGCGUGCGGGGCAUCCCCGGCCACGGAACGGCCCUCAAUGUUGAAGAACCUACUCCCGAUACUCCGUACUUUGGUCUGAGUACCCACCAGGCUUCCGGCUCUGACGUUCUUCAAUCGGCUCCGUUUUAUCAAGUUCUUUGAUCUUGGAACUGGUUCUAAGAUAUCCUAUCGAGAAACCUUCUAAGCGCCCCAGUCAUCCACUACCAUAAGGAGUCACGCAUUGGUGGUUUUUUGCCCAAACGGAACUCGAGAAACAUUGGCCUGGAGCUAUGGCCACUGCCCGCAAACGCCAUAACUAAAUCGUAGCUUACAUCAAAGUGCAAAUGCGGCGACCCGAUGGCCGAAGCCCUUACCAUAAUAGAGGUCGCCCUCUGCAUCACCGAAGUAGUCGAACGCCUCUGCAAAUACGUCUCAGCAGUUAAAACCGCCAAAGAUGACAUCCGCAAACUCACCCAGGAGCUCCUCGCCCUCAAAGGCGCAAUGGACCACUUCCACGUCCAAAAUGAGCGUAGUCCGGAUAAUCCUCUACAUGAGCAGGCCCGCGCCAUGCUCAAGAUGACCCAGGAGACCCUCGACGCCAUACGGAAGAAGCUCGGCACGCCAAAGACGUCAUCACUAGGUCGCGCGGUCCAGGGGUUGGCCUGGCCUUUUCGGCAGGGUGAUAUUGAGACGUAUUUUGCUACCAUCGAGAGGGCCAAGACGUGGUUUAUCAUGGUUCUUAUGAGGGACUCUCUUGAUACUACCGCGUCUGUGCUUUCUGAGAUGCAGAAGCUGACAGCGCUUGUGCAUGAAGACAUUCUUGCGCGCAAGACGGAUCAGAUGCUUGAGGAGACGGCUGAUUUGCUCAAGUGGCUUUCGCCCGUCGACAGUGAGAACAAGCUUGUCAGUUCUAGGCAAGAUCGUGCGCCUGGGACAGGUAGAUGGAUACUCGAUAUUAAUUUCCUGGAAUGGCAAAGGACAAGUAAGACGAAGCGGCCAGUCUUCUGGAUCACUGGACGGUCGGGAUCAGGUAAAACAGUGCUUUUCUCACAACUCGUCGAAGACCUGAGAACACAUCCCGGCGACGAGGUCACAGAUGAGAGCGACAACAUAGGCGUUGGUUUCCACUGCUGCUCCUUGGAUGAUGCGGCAUCCCAAGCGGUUCCGAAUGUCUUUGGCUCCAUUCUGGCCCAGAUAGGGACGACGAACCCAGGUAUCCUCGACCAUGUCCGGCCGCUGAGAAAAUCUGGGAACUCUCUAAUUCCGCAGAACAACUUGACUGUAGAGCAGAUCUACGAAGUCCUGGGUGAAGCUCUCGAGCUAUAUGAUGUCUUUUAUCUCAUGAUUGACGCUCUCAACGAGACUAGCCACGAAUCUGUCAUUGUCCAGGCCCUUCUGCACCUCUGCUCGAAGCACCCCAACCUACGGGUGUUGGUUACGUGUACGCGAGAACCGGUGCAGCCUGAUCCUAGCAUCUACGUUCGGCAUAUGAGUACACGGUCCAUUGACAGUGAUAUUGAGGUGUAUGUGGAGAACCGGCUUUCGACCGAGCACAGCUUCCAGUCCUUGAGCGACAAGAUCCGAGGCGAGAUCAAAGAAAAAGUCGUGUCAGAAGCGGACGGGACGUUCCGAUGGGCCAAAUUGUGCAUGGAUAGGCUUAGCACGCUUCGUACCGGAAGAGAUGUGCGACGAGUUCUGGUCGAUAUCCCGUCCACACUCAACGGCUUCUACGCCGGCAUCCUCACACGUGUACCGGAACAAGACCGGACCAUCGCUCGCGAGGCUCUCGCCUGGCUAUGCUUCUCUCUCCGACCUCUCCGCCUCAAGGAGCUCGCCGAAGCCAUCGUCCUCGAAGAUGACGACGUGGACAUGGACGACGAUAGCCGACUCACCGACCCCUCUGUCAUUCUCGAAAUCUGCCAGGAUCUAGCCCACGCAAGAGACCACUACGUCACGCUCGCUCACGACUCUAUCCGCACCUUCUUGCAAUCAGAAUGGAUACAAACCUCGAGUGCCUCAGAGUAUGCGCUAGACGCAGACGCCUGCCACCAAAGAAUCAUGCGCAAGUGCCUCACCUACCUCAAACUCAAGCGUUUUGCUUCGGGACCCGUGAGCAAGAAACGGUUCAUAGACGCCAGAUUCGCAGCGUAUCCGCUCCUCAACUACGCCACAGACAUGUGGCCCAUCCACUCCGAGCGCUUCCCCCUCGCGGACGAGGAUGAGAAGCUCAUUCUGGACUUCUUCGACACCAAGAAGCAGUCUCACGGCGGGCCCUUUGAGGCGUGGGUGCAGUUCGUGCUGCGCACGGCGGAUCUAGACGCCAUCUGGGACACGGAGCCGCUCUACUACGCCGCGUCGUUCAAUAUGAUAUCCGUCCUGCAGUUGAUACUGAGACCAGAGUACAACAUCGACGUCAAUAAGAGAGGUGGGCGGUUCUCUUCGCCCCCGCUGUUUGUGGCGCUCUGGAGGGAUAAUGUCGAGGCUGCUAUGUUGUUGGUCAAGGCCGGGGCAGAUCCGGAUAUGCGGGAUACGAGCGGGCAAACUAGUCGGCGUUUGGCCAAGAGCCGAAAGCACCACGACGUUGUCAACCUCAUGAAUGAGAUGACUCCAUCGGAGACUUUAGAUAAGCAGGCGUCCAGCUAUGCUCUCGCACAAGCGAGACUGAGAAGCUAUAGAGAUGGAGAGUCCUAGGAGACUUGAUGCUAUAGGAGAAUAGGCCCCCUACCAGGAAUCGUUGAUUAUUGAACAAAGACAACCUGAGAUUCCCGGGCAAGGAUGAAUCGGUCAUUCCAAGGCAGUUCAAGGUUCUGCACAGUCUUCCCAAGCCACACUUUUUCAGCUGGAACAGUGUCCAUAAGGCAUGUGGUACGAGUAUUUGGACACGGAAGUCCACCUUUGAUUGGGGGCCAUAGCUUGAGGGGGAAUAUCACAAGACUUGAUGAGAGGUGGUGAUGCAAUGUGGUGGUGAAAGGCGACGCACCGCCACACCGAAGCCAGUGGAAGGUGAGAGGUGCUUAAAGGUGGAGAAUCCACCUUAAUGCGGUUGUUGUGGCGGUGUUCGGCAUGAUACACUCUAUGAUUACUAAGCCGGAAAUCAACCCCCCACUAAGGUACAAACGUCACGUC